GUGGGGAGUUGCUGCAAAAUUCCCUCUUACUCAUCCUGAUGUUUUUCCUCAUUUGCAUAUUUUGAUCAAUGGGUUUCUCUCAGAAACCUUUUUCUGAUCACCUCUCCCUAUCUAGCUAUCGAUCAACACUAUCAAAAGAGAGGUAGCACUGGCACAUCCCUUACAUAAGCAACUAGAGAAAAGGAGUCAAAAGAUUAACACACCUGAAGAAUAGAAGAAAAAGAAGAAUACUAAAAAAAUUUGGUAAAAGAUUGUUAGAAAGUUGAUUUCUUUUCUAUGAUGAAUAUAGGUAAAACCUCAAACUCAUCAUCCUUUCUCACUGUGUGCACGUUCAAAGAGUAGUCAGUUGAUCUCUCUCAUUCGUUCUCUCUCUCUAUGUCACAGAGAAAAGCACUUGGUCACUUAAUAGCGUAGCUAACUCCUUGACAAGCAAACCUCACCCACAUUUAUUAAUCUUGACCCUGCUAUCUGUGUGAAACACUAACUCCUUGACAAAAAAAAAAAAACCUGACCAAUCUUGGAUGAGUGUUGCAGGUCAUAUACUGAUCAUUUCUUGAUUUAAAUUAAUGAUAGGAUAAAGAGGCCUUACCAUAAGUAUUCUUUUUAUGGGUCUGCAUUUUCUUUUUUCUAUUUUUUUUCCUCUCUGAGUGAGUCCACCAAAGAAAGAAGAAAGAAGAAAGAGGGAGAGAGGGGCAGUUCCUGCCAUGGAAAUUCUCGACAAAGAGACAAGAUGGACAGAGCCCGUUUCAGCAAUGAGACACAGACUCUGCAAGGGCCUUAAGAUACCAGCUGCUAUGAUGGAGUCAAUGGAAUCGUGUGUCCCACCUGGAUUCCGGUUUCAUCCAACGGAUGAGGAGCUUGUUGGAUAUUAUCUGAGGAAAAAAGUAGCAUCACAGAAGAUCGAUCUUGAUGUUAUUAGAGAUAUUGAUCUAUACAGGAUUGAACCAUGGGAUCUACAAGAGAGAUGCCGGAUCGGAUAUGAAGAGCAGAACGAGUGGUAUUUCUUUAGCCACAAGGACAAGAAGUAUCCGACGGGGACAAGGACUAAUAGAGCUACGAUGGCCGGGUUCUGGAAGGCAACAGGGCGAGACAAGGCAGUUUAUGACAAAACAAAACUGAUUGGCAUGAGGAAAACCCUUGUUUUCUAUAAAGGAAGAGCACCAAAUGGCCAGAAAAGUGACUGGAUCAUGCAUGAAUACAGGCUUGAAUCCGACGAGAAUGGUCCUCCACAGGAAGAAGGAUGGGUAGUUUGUCGCGCUUUCAAGAAGCGAACAACUGGGCAAAACAAGAACAUUGAAGGAUGGGAUUCAAGCUACUUCUAUGAUGAAUCAAGUGUAGUUAGCUCAGUAAUUGAUCCAAUUGAUUAUAUAUCGAGGCAGCCCCAGAAUUUCUUGGCUCAGAAUUUCUUGUGUAAGCAAGAGAUUGAAGCAGAUAACUUAAGUUUUAUGCAUUCUGAUAAUUUUGUACAGCUUCCUCAGUUAGAGAGCCCAUCUCUGCCAUUAAUAAAGAGGCCAAGCUCGACGUCUCUGAUGUCGGAGAACAAUAAUAAUAAUAAUAAUAAUAAUAAUAAUAAUAACAAUGAAGAAGAAGAGCAAGCUAGAGGAUGCAACAUGAACAAUAACAACAAGAAAGUAACUGACUGGAGAGCCCUUGACAAGUUUGUAGCCUCUCAAUUGAGUCAAGAAGACAGAUACGAUUGUGAUAAUGCAGCUUCAAACUUUGGGGGAGAAAAUAGUUCAGACAUGUCAUUGCUGUUAUUGCAGAGUGGUAGAGAUGAUGAGAACAAGUUCAAUGGAUUUUUAACUUCAAGCUCUGACUGUGAUAUUGGAAUAUGAAUAUUUGAGAAAUGAAGCCGGAGGAGGGAGUUUUAUCAAAAAGAGUUUUCUAUUUGUACUAGUAUAAUUAAUUAUAUAUUCUUGUAAAAAUGUGGUUGUGCAAGAGUGAGAAUUUAAUAUAUAUUCUCC
Hevea brasiliensis (rubber tree) is the source of this 1964-nucleotide messenger RNA. Its product is annotated as NAC domain-containing protein 37. Gene Ontology annotation, biological process: regulation of DNA-templated transcription. The record is from RefSeq and is a predicted model, not a curated record. The coding region runs from base 705 to 1835 and encodes 376 amino acids. Gene Ontology annotation, molecular function: DNA binding. Lineage: Eukaryota; Viridiplantae; Streptophyta; Magnoliopsida; Malpighiales; Euphorbiaceae. The transcript is spliced from 4 exons.